Molecule: messenger RNA, 366 nt
Organism: Prunus armeniaca (apricot)
Lineage: Eukaryota; Viridiplantae; Streptophyta; Magnoliopsida; Rosales; Rosaceae
Source: the annotation of a GenBank genome assembly
AUGCCUCCAAAGAAGAAGACCAUAAGCAACAACAUCACUUCCCAAGAUGGGCCAAGCCAUGGUGAUUCGAAAUCAAGGCAAAAUGCCUCAUCUAGAGGAAAAGAACGUGCAAGUGAGGGAGCUUUUACCCUCUCAGACCAUGUGGCAGCCAUCCAUGCUAUGGGGGAAACCCAAAGGGAAAUGGCAGAGACCAUCAAGGAGCUGAAAAGCUCGAUGCCCAAGCCAAGUGAAGAAAACGAGAGACUUCCACAAGAGGAGUCUGCUGCUGCUGGGAAGGGGUCUGAACAAAAGGGACCAUCUUCUGUCACCCAAGAGGACGUCGUUGCCAUGCUGGAAAAGGAACUGAGUCGAAGUCAGGAGGAUUAG